Messenger RNA from Clunio marinus, 261 nucleotides. Lineage: Eukaryota; Metazoa; Arthropoda; Insecta; Diptera; Chironomidae. The record is from the annotation of a GenBank genome assembly.
AUGCUGGUAUUGUUAAUUCUUGAUGAAGGUGAUGAUGUAACAGAGAAAUUGGCUGAAACUAUUAACACAAAUUUCACUGGAGUUAUAUUUUGUACAAGAGAAGCAGUGCGAUUGAUAAAACUCUCAGGAGAUUACGGAACGGUCAUAAACAUCAAUGACAUUUGUGGGCAUUACUUACCAAGUUUCGAAGAAGAAUCCUUGAAUGUUUAUGCAGCUACAAAAUUCGCUUUAACAGCACUUUCAGAAGUUCCAAGACAUUGA